Messenger RNA from Ectocarpus sp. CCAP 1310/34, 1360 nucleotides. NCBI's taxonomy places the organism in Eukaryota, Phaeophyceae, Ectocarpales, Ectocarpaceae. The record is from the annotation of a GenBank genome assembly.
GACGAUGGUGGUGACACGAACACCAGGAGCAGCAGCCAGUCAUCGGCUGGCAUGGGCUUUAACGACGACUACGAGGUUGUACCUGGUCAUAGCAGUCUCCUGUUUGUCACGCCCUUGCGGAGCCUUCUUGGUCCCAUCUCCGGCCGGCAGCACCAAGUUGCAGUUGACUCAUGACACAGCGAGCGGACGUUCGCGUUGCCGUCGUCCAUGCAGUGCAACGAGGGAGGAAGCAACAGCGGCAGCGAGACAGGGCCGCAGCAACGUUGGGGAAGAGACGGAGCUGCGGCUGAUGACUUGGAUGGAGGUGGAAGCCCGCGUCAAACGAGAUACUGCCGAGACUGGCAAGGCCGCCGUGAUCGUUCCCGUCGGCGCCACGGAGCAGCACGGGCCGAACGGGCUCAUUGGGACCGAUCACAUGACCGCCGAGGCCGUCGCCCGCGGUGUCUGCGAGGUUACCGGCGCUAUCCUCGCCCCUACCAUCAACUACGGCAUGUCCCACCACCACGAGUCCUUCCCGGGGACGGUGACCCUGAGGCCGGCGACGUUCGUGGCGGUGGUGCGGGACGUGGCGGCUUCCCUCUCGGGGGCCGGCUUCACGCACGUGUUGUUCGUCAACGGCCACGGCGGCAACGUCGGCCCCGCCUUCAAAGCAUUCGCAGACUUUGCAGCAGAACAACAGCAAGCCCGAGAAAUGGAGGAAGAAGAAGCAGAAAGUAGUGGCGGCGGUGGCGGCGGGGACGGUGACAGCACAGCCCGGGUAAAGCUGAUCAGCUGGUACGCGGGACGUGAGUCCUCGACUCUUGCCAAGGAGCUGUACGGGGGCGAGGUCGGGCAGCACGCGACGCCGGACGAGGUUGCGGUGACCCAGCACCUAUUCCCGGAGUCUGUGAAAUAUGGGGUCGAGCUAGACCCAGCCGCAAUCCAGGUGGCGAAAGACCUCGGGGGCAUGACGAAGCGGAUCAGGGACGCGGAGACGGGGCUCUCCGUCAUGGACGUCCAGGACUUCCGCCGCCGCUUCCCCGACGGCCGCAUGUUCAGCAACCCGGCCCUGGCCACCCCGGAGCACGGCCGACGCCUCCUCGAGGCCGCGGUCAGAGACGCCACGGACGCGCUGGGCAAGUUCUUGUCCGGGCAGGACGUUGUGGAGGAGGCGGAGGCGAAGGCCAAGCGGGCGGCCGCUAUGGCAGCAGCAGCAGCAGCGGCGGAGGCGGCGGCGGCGACGGAGGGGAAGACGAAGGCGGGCAAGACAUCGUUCACGCCGCUGAUGGUAGUGGACGCAGCGGUCGAGGCCGGGGACGAAGACGUGGCGGCGAGGGUAGCAGCAGCGGCGGCAACGGCGGCGGCGCACAGCAUGCAGUAG